CCCUAGAAUUUUGCAGCUCAGUCUGCUCUUGGAGGCCACAGAGGCAAUGUCUACUCCCAUGGGAGGCUCUGCCCUGCUGUGGAUAACUUUACUUCUCUUCUCUCCAGAUGGUAUGUCAGCAGCCACCUGGAAAUCUAUGGUGUCCUUGAAUCCCCCAUGGAAUAGAAUAUUUAGAGGAGAGAAUGUGACUCUUACAUGUAAUGGGAACAAUUCUUUUGAAGUCAACUCCACUAAGUGGACCCACAACAACACCAUGUUAGUAGUGACUACUUCAAGUUUGGAAAUCAUAAAUGCCACAAUCCAGGACAGUGGGGAAUACCGAUGUCAGAACAAAAAUUUUAUCCCAAGUCAACCUGUGUAUCUAGAAGUCUUCAGUGACUGGCUGCUCAUUCAGUCUUCUACUGACGUGGUGUUGGAGGGUGAGUCCUUCCUCAUCAGAUGCCAUGGUUGGAUGAAUCGAAAUGUCUACAAAGUGAUCUACUACAAGAAUGGCAAAGCACUCAAGUACUGGUAUGAAAACCACAACAUCUCCAUUACCAAUGCCACAAUAGGAGACAGUGGCACCUAUUACUGCGGGGGCAUACUUUGGCAGAUAAACUAUACCUCUGAUCCCAUCAAGAUUACUGUGAAAAAAGGUUCUACCAUACCUCACCAAAGCAGCUACUACUGGUUGCAAUUUCUUAUCCCAUUGUUGAUGGUGAUUCUGUUUGCUGUGGACACAGGGUUGUUUAUCUCAACCCAGCAGCAGUUCACAGUUCUCUUGAAGAUUCAGAGGACCAGAAAAAGCAACAAACUUAUGGGCCCACAUCCUAUGCCAGACCCAAAAAAUGACUGAUGUCAUUGCUCAAGAAACACUUGCAAUAGCAAUUUAUUUUUAGCAUCAGCAAUUGCUUCUCAAUUAUCAAACACAACUCACAAUGUACAUAGAAAGAUCUGUGCUCAAGGCUUUACAGAACUGCCUCAUUAAGCCAACUGAAACUGGUUAAGUAGCAUGUAAUAGUAAGUGUUCAGUAAACAUCAUUUAAGUAAGUAAAAUAAUGUAUAGAUUCAUUUGUUAGCAUCUGUAAAAGAGAACUACAAUUUAAAUAAAAGAAUUAUAAAGCCACGUAACAUGAAGCUUCUAAGCACUUGAGGCUUAGUAUUUUCUUUUUCUGCUUCUAGAGGUAAAAAAACAUGAAGUUCUAGAUUAGAAAUGUUCUCUCUUGACCAUUGUGUGAGCUAGGAAUGAGAAGACAUGGUGGAGUGCUGGUGAAGUUGAUCAUUUUUAUGCUCUUUCUUCAACUUACUAUCCAGGAGCUUCUAGUUCUUGGCAGAAUCUAGAGCAGUCUUGAGUCAUAAGACUCUGGGGAUGAGAUUCAGUCUAAAAUUCCCUUGUGAUUGUUUCAUUCCUCUACAACCUCCCAAAAUUAUAUCUUGAAUACCUUC
Molecule: messenger RNA, 1425 nt
Organism: Rhinolophus ferrumequinum (greater horseshoe bat)
Lineage: Eukaryota; Metazoa; Chordata; Mammalia; Chiroptera; Rhinolophidae
Gene: FCER1A
Product: Fc epsilon receptor Ia
Exons: 5
Coding region: 47-835 (262 amino acids)
Biological process (GO): cell surface receptor signaling pathway
Molecular function (GO): transmembrane signaling receptor activity
Source: RefSeq, a predicted model, not a curated record